Heterotrigona itama is the source of this 2134-nucleotide messenger RNA. The record is from the annotation of a GenBank genome assembly. Lineage: Eukaryota; Metazoa; Arthropoda; Insecta; Hymenoptera; Apidae.
AUGGAACAAGCAUUUGGUAUUUUAAUUUGGAACCAAAUUGGUAUUUUAGAUACGCUAAAAUAAUUUCAUUGGAUAAAAGACAGAACUCUACGGUUCACCAUUCAAAGAAAUUAAAUCUUCCGCGUAAUGUUAUUCUAACACUUACGCACUGUCUAGUUUUCUAAUCUACGAGUAUCAAUCCUUUUUGCUCGCUUCAAGCAAACUACGCAGACACUGCUAAUGACGAUUAUCCUAAAUCAUCUUCUCGUCUUUCUCUCUCUAAAAAGGCUCUCUAUAAACCUUAAUAUCCGACCAUCCAAUUAUUCACACGUCGCGUAUUAACAGAAAAUCUUGCAAUUCUUAAAUGAUCGCACUCUCAUUCUUACUAUCUACCACAACAUAAAAAAUUGUCUAUAUUCCAACCUCGACUCAAUUUCCAGACGACGCAGAGGCAGGAUGGAAAUUCUGGAAGAAGAAGGACAAAGACACAACUACAACCACGACAAUCGCUCCAACAGUCGCUGGAACAAAUCCUGAGCCAACGAAAUCGAACGAUCCGCCAGGUGUUACACCUGUGACGAACAAAUCACCAGGAAGUCCAAAGAACGUCGAAUCAACGGUCCUCGGAGCAGGGGAUCUUGGACUAGCGAUCGGUGUCGCUUCGACCGGAGGAAAGGUAAAAGAGAAUGCUCGGCCGAGCAGGCCGAAUCCAGGAACGGAAGUGGGUCUCGAUUUCCCGGUAUCGAAACCAGGAAAACCAGGCGUCGGCGGUCAACAAGGUCAAGGGUAUAGAGAAUGGGCCGUGGAUCUAACUGGAGCUGGAGAACCUGGAAGACAACCACCAAGAUUGCCCAGUACAGGGCCGGCAUUAAAUCCUGCAGGUGCCAAACCAGCGGCGAGUCCUGGAAAUGCACCUCAAUCUCAACCACAACCACAGCCACAGCCUCAGCCUCAACCUCGACCUCAAUCUCAGCCACAACCUCAGCCUCAACCUCGUCCACAAACACCAGGAUCACCUACACCAAGCUCUAAGCCAGCUGCUGCACCAGGACAACCUCAACCUGCGGCUGGAGGCAAUCAAGUGUCCUCAUUGUUUGUAACACUGAAACCUGGUCCAACAACACCAACACCAUCUAAACCAGCAAGCCUUCCUGGUUCUCCUAGCGCACCAGGAAGUCCUGGAUCUCCUGGUUCGCCAGGAAGAACCUGGGCAGACGUGGCUGGAGGUGGCAGCAGACCUAACUCGCCUACACCUUCUCCAAGACCUGGCUAUCCAAAUCAACCUGGUUAUCCAAGCCAACCAGGUCAAGCUCAACCAAGGCCAUCGACACCGACUCAACCUGGAAGAACAGGAGCAAUAGCAGGAGGUGCACUGGCUGGUGGUGCGCUGGCAGGAGCAGCUGUGGCAGGAGCAGCCGCAGCAGAUAAGAAAACCUACUCUAGUAACCCUACUUACAGCAAAGGGAAUUCCAUCACCGACGAAGACUUGGAGAAACUUUCCGAGGCUCUCUACAUUAAGGACAACAAUAACGCAAAUAGAUAUAUCACGUUGAAUCUGCAGAAGAAGACAACCAGCAGUGGCACAACAGACGACGCGACACAGCCAUUGUUCACGGUGAACGCAGAGGCAUACCAGGGCCCCACAAUUCAAAGGGUGAUAUCGAUCUACGAUAAUUACAAGCCGGAAACCAAUGUAAAUGAGCACAUAAGCCCGUUGCAGAGGCAAGAGGAGAGCCUUCUCGUGGACACGUUCCUCAGCACGAACGUCAUGUCCGCCGCCAUGAGAUUUCUAGCGGACAAAGGGAAGAUCCGCAAGGAUUAUUACGAAUACAAGGAGACGUUGAGGAAAAUAUGGUUCAACCUGUUCUCAAGAGGGCAAGGGAAAAUUGGUAGCUCGGGCUUCGAGCAUGUUUUCAUGGCGGAACUUAAGAGUGUACCAACUGGUACCGAAGUGGUCGGCUUGCACAAUUGGAUCUACUACAGCAAAGAGGAAACCAACGGGAAAGCAAAUUACGCCGGCUAUUUGAACAAAGUCGACCUCGGAGAUGCAUCAUCGAACGCGCCAGAAGAACCCUUGGAUUUGAAUAUUACAAGACUGAAGACUGUUGGUUUACUGCGGAGAAUGAGUCAUCAUAGUAGUAGAGCUUUAAAAUAA